Messenger RNA from Dendronephthya gigantea, 1854 nucleotides. Its product is annotated as protein YIPF3-like. Lineage: Eukaryota; Metazoa; Cnidaria; Anthozoa; Malacalcyonacea; Nephtheidae. The transcript is spliced from 11 exons. Gene Ontology annotation, cellular component: Golgi apparatus. The record is from RefSeq and is a predicted model, not a curated record. Bases 121 to 1200 code for a protein of 359 amino acids.
UUGAGAACGUAACUGUCAAGUUGAUCUCUGUGGGAAACACUGGAUGAGGGCUCACAACGUCGUUUUUAUCGCGACAAGGAUUGCCGUAUUUUGACGUGGCAAAGAAUCAAAACAAAAAACAUGGCUACGAAUAACGAAGCACUGCCUCCCACUGGCAAUGGUUUCGACGAAUGGCAAAGUAUCGAUGAAAGAAACGGCUCUGAUAAGAGCUCAAAUAGUGGCAGUCAGAAUUCAUCCAGUUGGUAUUUGGUUCAGGAUUCCUCUUCAGUGGUGGAUAUGGGUGAUACUGAUGAGCUGCAGUCUGAAACAGUUAUCGACAUUGAAAGCUCUGAUGAGCAAGCAAGACCACAGUCAUCAAUGUCUGAAAAUGAAUUUAUUAACCGAAUGAGGGACCAUAUGGCGGAGGAAGUUGGUGGAUAUGUCUGGAAUGCUAGUAAACAGACAGCCAAACGAGCUUUUGAUCUCUACGCAAAUAUUGACAUUCUACGUCCUUAUUUUCAUGUUGAACCUCAUGAAGUAAGAGAAAGGUUAAUUGCAUCAAUGAUGCCACAAGUUCCCAAACAGACAUCUCCUGUAACUGUAAAUGGUGAGCUUUAUGGUCCAUUGAUGUUGGUUUUUACUCUGAUUGCUAUUCUUCUGUUUUCAAUGAAAUCAUCUGGCCACACAGUGCAAGAGGGAACUUUGAUUGGAACAGCGUUUAUUGCUUGUUUUGGCUACUGGCUUGGUGCUUCAUGUAUUUUUAAGAUUGUCGCUCACGUUUGCAACACACAUCUUACUUCAUUACAGAUUCUCUCGCUUACGGGUUAUGCACUAUCUGGACCAUGUAUCUGUUUAUUUAUCACAACAUUUAUCCAGCAUGAUACACAUAUUUCCUUCUAUCUUUUGUGGGUAAUCUUUGGUGGUUUGCCUUCUCUAAGAAUGGUGAGUGUAUUUGUCAGCAGAACAUGGCAGAAGAAACAGGGCCUGAUUGCUGGUGGCAUUGUGGCUGCAAUUCACAUGUUAUUUUUACUCUAUCUCCAUUUUGCUUUUCAUGAAGUGAAUGCAGUUUUGUCAUUUGAACAAGAUCAAAUAAUAAUUGGACAUAAAUAUACAACUCAAGUUAUUGUCGGUGAAAACUUUCUGCCCGUUGAAGGAGGGAGGCCCCAUCUUAGAGUGGCUAGGAGUCUCAACUCAAGUCUUCCUAAUUCAAUGGCAUCUUAACAAUGAUCAGCUUAAUUUCAUAUUAACUGGGAAUGAGGUCGUAAUGAUGGAUACGCUUCCUUGAGUUGGGAUUUUUAUUAUGCAAAUAUGACUGAAAGAUGAAAAGUAUAUUUAAAAAUUCGAGCUCUAACAAAUGGCAACGCAGCUUCAGCCUUCUUAGAAAGAUGGGAUCUUAGAAGGAUGAGAUAACAGCUGACAAUUUCUACCAGCCAAGAUUCAGUAAUGUUAUGGUCAUGCAGGUUUGCAAAAUAUCUUGUGCCCAUUGGACAAAUUUGAAGAGGUCUUCACAAGCCUAAAUAAAUAUUCUGUAUAAUAUGUGACUAAUAUUAAAUUGAGCCUCAGUAUAAAAUAGUUUAGUCAUUUAAAAGAUUUUAGAGGAAAUAGUAAGAAUGAGUUAGACAUUCAUGAAAUUAUCAAGCAGGGAGGGAAGGGAGAGUUUUUAGAUAUGAAAGAAUACAAUAUGAAUAUACUGGGUGGUUUAUGGAUAAAUUGUAAAUGGAUAAACUGCAUGAAUGUUUGAUUAUUAUAAUGCCAGCCCAUGGUCAGUGGUGUACAAUAUGACAGCAAAAAGUUGAAGGUAUACAUAGCAAAGAGACAACAGUACAUAUUCAUUGUUUUGUGAAAGGUUAAAAUAUUCUUUUUGAACUAUUAAAU